Micropterus dolomieu (smallmouth bass) is the source of this 1879-nucleotide messenger RNA. RefSeq names its product tetraspanin 3b (gene tspan3b). The transcript has 7 exons. Lineage: Eukaryota; Metazoa; Chordata; Actinopteri; Centrarchiformes; Centrarchidae. Gene Ontology annotation, cellular component: membrane. The record is from RefSeq and is a predicted model, not a curated record. Gene Ontology annotation, biological process: protein localization to plasma membrane; protein maturation; regulation of vascular endothelial growth factor signaling pathway. The coding region runs from base 91 to 852 and encodes 253 amino acids.
AAGCCAUUUUAUUAUUGUAACAGCAAAGGUGCAGGUGCAUCUAUAUCUAUUUUUUAUAGUUACAGUUUUAAUUUCAGAAGUCACGAUAUCAUGGGGCAGUGUGGAAUUACGUCAUCCAAAACCGUCUUGGUUUUUCUAAACCUCAUAUUUUGGGCUGCCGCUGGAAUUUUAUGCUACAUUGGAGCCUAUGUGUUUAUCACAUAUGACGACUAUGACCACUUCUUUGAAGAUGUGUACACUUUGAUUCCUGCUAUAAUAAUAAUAGCUGUCGGCACUCUUCUCUUCAUCAUCGGCCUGAUUGGUUGCUGCGCAACAAUACGUGAAAGCUCCUGUGGUCUGGCAACGUUUGCUGCUAUUCUCCUGCUGGUGUUUGUAACAGAGUGUGUGGUGGUGGUGCUUGGCUACAUAUACAGGGCAAAGGUAGAAGAUGAAGUGAAUCACUCCAUCCAGAAGGUUUACAACGAGUACAACGGCACCAAUACUGAUGCUCCCAGCCGCGCCAUUGACUAUGUGCAGAGGCAGCUUCACUGCUGCGGCAUUCACAACUAUUCUGACUGGAGGAACACACGCUGGUUUAAAGAAUCCAAGAACAACAGUGUCCCAGUCAGCUGCUGUCAGCCCAGCAUCACUAACUGUACCGGCACUCUCACUCGACCCGCAGAUCUCUACCAAGAGGGAUGUGAAGCUCUUGUUGUGAAGAAGUUAAAGGAGAUCAUGAUGUAUGUCAUAUGGGCUGCACUCACUUUUGCAUCUAUACAGAUGCUGGGCAUGCUCUGUGCCUGCGUGGUGCUGUGCAGGAGGAGUCAUGACCCAGCGUAUGAGCUGCUGGUCACAACCAACAGCUAUGCAUGAAAGAUGCAACCAGUCAACAAAGCACUCAGAAAAUCAAAAGGAGCGUCACCGGACAUGUCCACAGUAGAUUUCAGCUGUAGUUAUAUAAGCUCAAGCACACCUUGCACAAUUCAUGAUAAAGUAGCCAACACUGAUGAUGUGGUUUGGGUGGGCGGGGGCUUCAAGGGGAAACCAGUUAUUUAUUGACAUGCUUUGUAAGUUACUGUUACUUUAAAUGUUGUUUUUUUUUGUCUCUCAUAAAUACUGAACUAUUUACAGAAGCCAAAGUUGUAUAUGGCUAAUUGACAUUAUUGAUGUUGAUGCAGUUUUUUUCUUUUAAUUGUGGUUACAUAAGAUUUUGCCUCAUCCCCAGUGAGGAUGAUGAGAAGUCAUUUUGGAGCAUAUGUGUGAAGUUAUGUUUGGGAGUGUUUUAUGGAAUGUAUUUCCUUGUGUGCUAGUUUGCACAACGGCUGGAGCUCUGAAGAUGUUUCAUGGUUGUUUAAAUGGAAACUAUGCUAAAAAGAACAUGUACACUAUUCCUAAGGAAGAGGUUUGACCACAGUGUUUUAUCAUAGAAAGAACAGUUUCAAUGUUUUUAUCGGUCUAAUAAUUUUUGUUACUGGAGCAAAACUGCAUUUUUGGUACAAAUAUUCAGGUUGUGAAUAAUGUACAUUCUGUUUUGGUGCGGAUGUUUUCUGAAUCGGACUUCAAUAGUGAGGUAUUGCCAAUAUAUAAAUUGUGAAUGAACCUUUUAGUCUCUAAUGCUAUUAUUAUUAGUAUUGUCAGUGUUACCUGAAGACCUGUGUAUGUGUAGAUUUACUUUGUUACAGUCAGAUAAUUCCUUCUGUUCUUUAGUUAUAAACAUAUGAAGAACCAUGACACAUUAUUUUAUACAUUUUUGUGAAUUUGUGCACUGUUUUAAUAUUUUUGAGCCGUUAAGUUGACUAUUAAAUAUUUAGCUAGUGCCACAGGGAAAACAAUAUAUAACAAACAAAACUGUGUAUAGACUGGAGAGCAGGCAGGACACAAAUAAACUCAUACAUUUCAA